AUGCAUAUCUCCAUCUCCCUCAUUGCCCCGGCGCUCUUGCGGCUUGCCGCAGCGGCAUCAUGCCCUGCUUCAGGAUCUCCAACCUAUCCCGAGGCCACUGACAAGAACACCGCCUUGAUCCCUUUUGUCAAUACACUUCCCCUGAUAGACGCAACCCCACUGCUCGACUUCAACGUUGCCGCUGAAGUGGACUCGGCAAUCAAGACGCUCUCAUUCCCCUCGACUGGCAUGGACACUGGUUCCACCGGGAUCAUGAUCGGCGCCGGCCGGUUCAGCAUCAAUAAGGACUCCAAGUUCAACAUGACCAACCCCGGAACGGAGUACCUCUCUUCCAGCCAGAGGCUGUGGGAGGGAUACUGGGUCGAAGCCGACAUCACAUUCCCCGUCACGCCUGAUACACGACGCGCGCUAAGCAAAGACGUCGUCGCAAGGGUGCCUAUCAUGAUCGUGACCAAGGCUAGCAUAUGCACAACAUGGAAGGCGAACGGCGGCAAAUGCACAGAUGCACAGAAGACGAACAUUGAGGAGUACCCGAAGGACAUCACCGCGAGCGGUGCCUAUGUGGGUGUCGGCUUCGGGCGAUCUAGCGACGAACAGCCUCAGGCCCUGCCUGAUAAGGUUGCCUUGAUCAACAUUGUUUCCAUCGGCGGUCAGACGGUCGAAGACAUGCACCAGGGAUACAUCCUCACCGAGAAGGGCGUUGAGGUCGGCCUGACGAGUGCCAACACUGAAGGCUUCUGCACCACUAAGCUCGGCCUCAUGACUUCCAACAAACCAAGGGACUGGACCCCGCCCAAUGCGGCUAUCAGCGUCAACAGCACGUCUUACGACCACGGCACCGCUCUCUUGGACACCGGCAUCCCGCAGUCAUACGUGCGCGUAAGCCAGGAGAUGUACAAGAACACAAGAACCAUCAGGUCAAAGUACAUGCCGAAGCACCCCAGAGUCCUGGUGAAGGGAACCCGGGUGCUUGUCGCCAUCCCCGACGAGAAGAAUCCGAUUGCUAUCUACGACGUCACUUCUCAGGGUGCUGGCGCGCCCCAGGCUGGGACAAUGCAGCCAGCGGGUUUCGUCAGGGAGAACUACACUAUCCCGUCAAGCCCGUUCAUCAACACUGGAAGGAUGAUCUACAGCAAGUUUGAUGCCAUGCUUGACGCUGACUGUGGCUGGUUCGGAAUGGCUGAGCGUUCGGUCAGCACCAAGAAGAUGAAGAAGAGGGCAGCAUGCCCUGCACCUGCAUCGGGGGCUAAAUGA
This is a messenger RNA of Colletotrichum chrysophilum, 1254 nucleotides long. RefSeq lists its product as uncharacterized. The record is from RefSeq and is a predicted model, not a curated record. The coding region runs from base 1 to 1254 and encodes 417 amino acids. NCBI's taxonomy places the organism in Eukaryota, Fungi, Ascomycota, Sordariomycetes, Glomerellales, Glomerellaceae. The transcript has a single exon.